CGGGUUUGUGCGAGACUUUACACGUUAGAAAGACACGUUUUCGCGUCAUAAUGAGCUUCAGCAGCCCAUUGUUCAGUGUUUGGUUUAAUGAAGGGCUCGUUCACCGUUUCACAUCUGACUGGCCUCGUUUUCUGUGUGGAGAAGAAUGGCUGUUAAUGAAGGAAAGGAGGCUGCUCUGUCACUGGUGGAUGUAGCCGAGGAUGAGGAGCUUCGUGAAGCUCUUGCAGUUCUGGCUGGCAGUGACCCCAACCAGUGCUCCUACCUGCAGGGGUAUGUGAAGAGACAGGCUGUGUUUGCCUGCAGUACUUGCACAAGUGAAGGCAUGGAGCCAACUGGAGUUUGCCUCGCCUGUGCUAACCACUGUCAUGAUGGCCAUGACAUCUUUGAACUGUAUACGAAAAGGAACUUUCGCUGUGAUUGUGGGAAUAGAAAAUUUGGCUCAUUUAAGUGCAAACUCAGUCCUGAAAAAGAUGGUCAGAACUCCAAAAACCUUUAUAACCACAAUUACUUUGGACGUUACUGCUCAUGUGACAGACCUUACCCUGAUGAUGAUGAUCAGGUUGGUGAAGAAAUGAUUCAGUGUAUUCUGUGUGAAGACUGGUACCACUCAAAGCACCUGGGCUGUGCAGUAGUAGACUCAGAGGAGUUGCUGGAGAUGGUAUGUGAGAGCUGUAUGAACAGAGCUCCUUUGCUGUGGACCUAUGCUGCUUACUUUGCAACUUCACCAGUAACCAGUAAAGAGGAUGAAGAUGUGACUGUGGUGGGUGAUGAAGAAGAGAAGGAAACACUGAAGGAAACACUGCAUCCAUACAGGAAUGGGCAUGAUGUACCUUCCACGAGUCAAGGCUGUCAAAAGGAGCAGCCCACUCUUAAUGGGACUAGAGCCAUAAGCCACAAGAGGACUCAUGAGGAGAUGGAGAGCACUUCAUCAGCAUGCGAAUCUGAAAAUUCACCAUGUAAAUUAAAGGAGCUUAAGGCCAAAGGCUUGGUGAGACCCAGGGUUGGGGCAGUGUUCUGGCCUUACUGCUGGCGGUCCAAGCUUUGCACUUGCACAAGCUGCAAGAGAGUGUAUGUGGAGGCAGGUGUUCAGUUCCUGCUGGAUGAGUCAGACACUGUACUUGCGUAUGAGAACAGGGGCAAAGCACUGCUGAGGGAAGACUUGCUCAUGUCCUGCCUUAACUCUCUGGACCGUGUGCAGCAACUGGAGAUCAUUUACCAGUACAAUGACAUGAAGGCUGAGCUACAUGCCUUCCUACGGGAAUUUGCAGACCAGGGGAAGGAGGUGACCCCUGAAGCUAUUCGCACCUUUUUCGAAGAGCUUCAGGCAAGGAAAAGGAGACGGUCCAGCACUGGGCAGUACUACUGCAGCUGAGCUGGUAUGGAUCAAGCCGUUGUUGCAUUCCUCAUCCUGGAAAAGCUACACUUUCUCUCAAAGUGUUUUAGAAACCCUGUUUGGAAUAAAGCUGCAAAUUCAAAAGGA
Pygocentrus nattereri (red-bellied piranha) is the source of this 1480-nucleotide messenger RNA. Its product is annotated as putative E3 ubiquitin-protein ligase UBR7. Lineage: Eukaryota; Metazoa; Chordata; Actinopteri; Characiformes; Serrasalmidae. The transcript has 12 exons. The record is from RefSeq and is a predicted model, not a curated record. Gene Ontology annotation, molecular function: zinc ion binding; ubiquitin protein ligase activity. Gene Ontology annotation, cellular component: cytoplasm. The coding region runs from base 146 to 1372 and encodes 408 amino acids.